AUGAAGGUUAUCCGCAAGUCCGACAUGCUUCGCAAUUGUCAAGAGGGUCACCUGCGUGCUGAGAGGGAUUUCCUGGUUGCUUCAGAGUCCUCUCAGUGGGUUGUACCACUUGUCGCUAGCUUUCAAGACAAUAGCCACCUCUACCUCGUAAUGGAUUACAUGGUAGGUGGCGACUUUCUCACACUUCUCCUCCGAGAGGAUAUCCUGGACGAAGAAAGCGCCAGAUGGUACAUCGCGGAGAUGAUUCUGUGUGUUGAAGAAGCACACAAGAUGAAGUGGAUCCAUCGUGAUGUCAAGCCAGACAACUUUCUCAUCACCGCUUCGGGUCAUCUCAAAAUAUCUGAUUUUGGCCUUGCUUUUGACGGUCACUGGGCUCACAACCAGACUUACUUCAAUGACAAGCGAUGGACUCUGCUUCAGAAGUUUGGUAUCAAUGUCAGAGGGGAUAAACAAGACGAAGACGAAGAACUAAAAGCAGCGAACGCACACAGACUGAGUAACGCUAUGAGCUCUUCGGACUCCGGUCGACAUAACCCAUUCAAGAGGCCUUUAAAACAUCCACUCGAUAAUCAGGAAAAGGAAAGAGAUCCAGUAGCAUGGCUUGACCGUACACAAAAACGAAAAUUUGCCAGGAGUGUGGUUGGCACCAGUCAAUAUAUGGCGCCAGAGGUCAUCAGAGGUGAGGCAUAUGACGGUCGUUGCGACUGGUGGAGCAUUGGUAUCAUCCUAUACGAAUGCCUCUACGGCUGCACGCCUUUCUUCUGUGAGGAUCGCGCCAACACUAAGGCAAAGAUUCUCAAUCACCACACCAACCUCCAGUUUCCUGGUGAUCGGCGUUUUGGCGGCCCCAUGAACGGCCGUCGUGAGCUCUCGCCCGUUUCUCGAAUUGCCAUCGAUCUUAUGCACCAUCUCAUUGCUGACAAAGAAUGGCGCCUUUCUUCUCCGCGCUAUCGCAACAACGAUUCACCACAUGGAGACUCUCAUCACCCGUACUUUCCUCGCGCUUUUGGUUCUCGCAGCUCGCCAAAAUCCCACUUCUCUUCGGCACAGGGCCUAGGGCAUCCCGGUAUAAUCAGGCGGAAUGGAGAAUGCCGAAACCAAUACUUCGUCUUCCCCAAUGAUGCUGAAGACAUUAAACGGCACAUAUUCUUCCGUGAUAUCGAUUGGCAGCACAUCCACAUGCAGACACCUCCGUUUGUGCCCCACAUCAAAAGACCCAAGGAUUUAGACAGGUACUUUGACGACGAAAAGGAAAUAUUGGGAGAGACAGACAGGCUCAGCCGUACAAGCUCGUCUUCGACUCUGCAUUCGAACAUCAAUCACGCCGACAUAGCUGAGCCGCUAUUUGACGGCGGUGGUGAUAAUAAUGGAGGUAGCGAGGUGAGGCUUAUACAGGAAGCAACGCGUGGAGCCAAAAAAGAGAAGAAGAGGCCACGUGAUAAGCUAUUGAGGGAUCCGGCUGUUGCGAAGACGGUGCUUGAGGCGAGGAAGAAAGGUGCUUUUGUGGGAUAUACUUACCGACGGCCAAAGGAGAUUAGUAGAAUUGGCGUUAUGGGGUAGAUUGGCUAGUGGUGAAGAGAGUUCCUGGGUGGGCCAUGGCAACGGUGUAUUCUUAAAGAGUGUGGGUGAAAGAGGAAUGGAC
This is a messenger RNA of Aplosporella prunicola CBS 121167, 1642 nucleotides long. RefSeq lists its product as uncharacterized. The transcript is spliced from 3 exons. The coding region runs from base 1 to 1560 and encodes 519 amino acids. Gene Ontology annotation, biological process: peptidyl-serine phosphorylation; intracellular signal transduction. Gene Ontology annotation, molecular function: protein serine/threonine kinase activity; ATP binding. NCBI's taxonomy places the organism in Eukaryota, Fungi, Ascomycota, Dothideomycetes, Botryosphaeriales, Aplosporellaceae. The record is from RefSeq and is a predicted model, not a curated record.